Messenger RNA from Drosophila biarmipes, 5498 nucleotides. It is a transcript of the gene raptor, whose product is annotated as regulatory-associated protein of mTOR. Gene Ontology annotation, cellular component: TORC1 complex; cytoplasm. Gene Ontology annotation, molecular function: protein-macromolecule adaptor activity; protein binding. NCBI's taxonomy places the organism in Eukaryota, Metazoa, Arthropoda, Insecta, Diptera, Drosophilidae. Gene Ontology annotation, biological process: positive regulation of protein serine/threonine kinase activity; positive regulation of cell growth; cellular response to amino acid stimulus. Bases 499 to 5373 code for a protein of 1624 amino acids. The record is from RefSeq and is a predicted model, not a curated record. The transcript has 3 exons.
AUUAUUUAUAGAUAAUUUCCCGGCCACACUCUCUAUUUUCUGCGCAAUUCUUUUCGUAUAAUUUGAUUAAACAUAAAUAAAUAAACCCCUCGGCGAGUAUAUAAACCCGUGAAUGCGCCCCGUCUUCCGCCAAAGAUCGGCGGAGCAAGUGGUACGGUUUUUAUUCUGGCCCGACCGCGUUUCAGGCGGCCAGGCGGCGUGUUUUCCGCGAGUUCUUUUUAACCGUAUUCGGGAAAUGGGCCGCGAUCCGUAGGCGGAAAACGUGGAGAGGAGGAACGAGGAUCGCGGAACGGGCUAAGAAAAGCGGCAAGGCGUCGAGGAGGAGAGCGAGGAAGUGCGAAAAGCGUUUGGGGUUAUGUGCUAGAGUCCCCGCGGGGGGAUUUUCAGCUGCUUGGAUCCGCGACAGAGACGUAAUCGUUCCGGGAAAUCGCUCGCACCGCCCAGCACCCGCUCGCCACCGACAGAGGCGAGGAGAAAACAGAAGAAAACACGCAAAACAUGGCAAGUGCCGUUCGCGCUAAGUCCGCCUCUGCCGCCGUCGGCGUCGCAGACGACGAGAGCAGCGGCGGCGGCAGCGGCAGCAACGGCAGUGUCGCGGAGCAGGGGGUGUCCUCCAGCCAGGCGGAGGCCGAGUCGUUGGCCGCCCUGCGCUCCCUCAUCCGCAAGAGGCGCGAAAAGUACGUAACCGAUAGAUGGAACGACCCACUGCUCUUGAUAACGGAGAAGCUGGAGCAAAUCGAACUCUGCCAGUCCACCUCGGAGGAGCACUUGGCCACCACCGCCGGCACCGCCCGUCGCGAGCCCUCACAGGAGGACCUAGUAUAUGCACUGCGGGAGUUGGUCAGGAACAUAAAGCCGGACGACCACUCGCUCCUCCUGAUCGUCAAGCACAUUGAGCAAAUAUCCGACAUACUGGCCUCCGAUGGCCAGGAGCAGGCCUCGCUCAGCUGUCUGCGGGACCUGAUCAAGACCAUAAGGAAGGAGUGGCCGCGGGACGAGAAGCAAGUUCACCUCCUGUUGAUGAAAAUCCAGAGCCUACAGAUCUGCUUCGGGGAGCGACUGCGGGACGAGAGGUGCCCGCUCUCCCUGCAAACCAAGAGGCACGUGGAGCGCAUCCAGGCCAUGAUGUUCGAGCGGCAGCCCUGGCGCAUCCGCGAGCGCAUGAAGACGGCCAGCGUGGCCCUGGUCCUGUGCCUCAACAUCGGCGUGGAUCCGCCCGACGUGGUCAAGAUCCAGCCCUGUUCCCGGCUAGAGUGCUGGAUAGACCCCAGCUCGGUGUCGCCGCCCAAGGCCAUGGAACUUAUUGGGAGCAACCUGCAGAUGCAGUACGAGCGCUGGCAGCCGAGGGCCAGGUACAAGAAGUGCCACGAUCCCACCGUGGAGGACGUCAAGAAGCUGUGCACCUCCCUCAGGAGGAACGCCAAGGGAGAGCGAAUACUAUUCCACUACAACGGCCACGGGGUGCCCAAGCCGACGGCCAAUGGGGAGAUCUGGGUGUUCAACAAGACAUUCACGCAGUACAUACCGCUGAGCAUCUUCGAGCUGAUCACCUGGAUGUCGGCGCCCUCGAUCUACGUGUACGAUUGCUCCAACGCCGGGAUCAUCAUCAACUCCUUUCAGCCCUAUGCCGAGCAGCACGAGCACGAGUUGGAGAAGGCGCUGGCCGCCGCCCUGCAAAGAGGUGGGGUACAGCAGCUGGUGUGCGGCUCGGGCGGCGCCGCCAAUGUGACUGGCAACCAGGUGCAGCUGCCCAACCAGAUGGUCAGCUACAAGAACUGCAUACACCUGGCCGCCUGUGCGGCCAACGAGAUUCUGCCCAUGAAUGCCCAGCUGCCGGCGGAUCUGUUUACCAGCUGCCUUACCACACCCAUAAACAUAGCGCUCAAGUGGUACGCCAUGCAGGAGAAGCUGGGCAUGGUGCCGCGCAUCCAAAGCGAGCUGAUCGACAAGAUACCUGGCAAGGUCAACGAUCGGCGCACCAUGAUGGGCGAGCUCAACUGGAUUUUCACCGCCAUCACGGACACGAUAGCCUGGAACACGCUGCCGCGCGAGCUGUUCCAGCGCCUCUUUCGCCAGGAUCUGCUGGUGGCCAGCCUGUUCCGCAAUUUCCUGUUGGCCGAGCGUAUCCUGCGCAGCCACGAUUGCACUCCCGUCUCGCUGCCCGCCCUGCCGCCUUGCUAUCGCCAUCCGAUGUGGAAGGCCUGGGACCUGGUCGUGGACCUGGCCCUGCAGCAGUUGCCCGAGAUCCUAGAUCACAACGCCCCGUACCGGCAGCUGCCGUUCUUCGAGCACCAGCUCACGGCCUUCCAGGUUUGGCUGGACAGUGAGUCGGAGUCGAGAACGCCGCCGGAGCAGCUGCCCAUUGUGCUGCAAGUGCUCCUGUCGCAGGUGCACCGACUGAGGGCGCUUGAGCUGCUGGCCCGCUUCUUGGACCUUGGUCCGUGGGCCGUAAAUCUCGCCCUAGGCGUGGGCAUCUUCCCGUAUGUGCUCAAGCUGCUGCAGAGUUCAACGCGCGAGCUGCGUCCCGUUUUGGUGUUCAUUUGGGCCAAGAUCCUGGCCGUGGACCCCAGCUGCCAGGUGGAUCUGGUCAAGGAGUACAAAUACUUCCUGUCCGUGCUGCAGGACACAUCCGUCUCCAAGGAGCACCGCACGCUCUCCGCCUUUGUACUGUCCUCCAUUGUGCACAAUUUCCUGCUGGGCCAGACGAGUGCCCUGCAAGGUCCCCUGCUUUCCAUUUGCCUGGAGCAGCUCAACGACGGAAGCUGGCUGCUGCGCCAGUGGCUGGCCAUCUGCCUGGGCAUGCUGUGGCAGAACUUCGAGAAGGCACGCUGGUCGGGAGCCCGCGAUCUGGCGCACGAGAAGCUGUAUGUCCUGCUGCGGGACUCGAUUCCGGAAGUGAGGGCCGCUGCCGUCUUCGCCUUGGGCACAUUUAUCAGCUCCGUGACGGACCGCAGCGAGGAGCAGGCUAAUAACAUCGAUCGCAUCAUUGCCAUCACCAUGCUAGAGACCGUGGGCGAGGAUAUGUCGCCGCUGGUGCGCAUGGAGCUGGCCGCCGCCCUGCAAUGGAUGGUGUUGCUCUUCGAGUCGCAGUUCGUGGCCGUCUAUUUGGCGGAGCAUAUGCGCGGCCACGCCUCCGCCGCCUCGUUUGUGAUGUGCGGCGAUCCGCGGGAUCUGACCUCUUCCACGCACAGCCUGGAGCGUCAUGUGACCAUUCGAAGGGGAGCCAGCUCCAGCUCCAUAUCCAACAUGGGCGGUGUUUCAACCACCUCGGGAGCCGGCUCGUCCGGCAACAGCUUGGGUCGCUCGAAGAGUGGGUCUGGCAGUUCGGGCGGACGAGGAGCCGCCGGAGCUGCGGGAGGCACUAACAGCAUACCCUUCCAGUCGAUCUUCACCAAACUGUGGCUGGGCAUCUGCAAUCUGGCCCAGGAUCCCUUUCCCCGUGUGGCAGCCAUCGCCCAGGAGAUUGUGGACCAUGUGAGGGACACGGCACUUUGUCCCAUUAUGGCGGCGAAGGAGGCCACCAUGGCCACAGCCACGGAGAAGUGCAGCAGCCUGAGUGUAAGCCUGCCGCCCAGUCCGAACACGAGGGUUAAUUACCUGGGCGGCGGCGGAGGACCAGGAACUGGCGCAGCCGGAGAGUCCCCGCCCGUCGCAGCAACAGCCUCGGGCGCCAGUCACUGGGCCCAGAAGCUGCGACUUUCGGGCAGCGGCGGCGGCGUGGCUGGAGGAGAUCCCCAGACCAUCCUGCAGCGCAAGCUGCGCACCAGCUCCAUCAACGAUGAGACUGACAGCGGACCAGCCUACUCCAGGGGAGCCGGCCUGGGUCUGCCCAGCGGGCCGACGGAGAGCACCCACUCGGCGCGGAGCAGCGGCAGCGAGAGCAAUCAGUACUUGGAGCCCGGACACAGCCUCACGCCGAUCGUCCUGACCGAGUUUAUUCCCUGGGCCAUUUCCUAUUUCACGAGGCCUGGCAAGGAGCGCUACAGCAGUGCCGAGGGAGCAGCGGAAGAGGGGCGCCAGCGCCACCCAGUGGAUCGCAACUCCGCGGAGCUGCGGCGCAGGAGAGUGCGCUUCUUGCGGAACGAUUUCGUGCGCCGGCAUGCACGCCGCCAGCACCAGGAGCAGAGCGACCGAUUCGGCUACGAUGUGUGCGUGUGGAACCGGAAGACGCAGUUCACGCCCUCCAUCGUGAAGCUGCUGCCGUAUGAGCCGCAGAUUGCGGUGGCCUACCGCGAGAAGGUUUUGGUCUACGAUUUCCAGUACAAUUCGGUGCGCACCUACGGUGCAGAGGCUCUGGGAGGGGCCAACGCCACUAGCUCCAGCUCCGGAUAUGGAUCGGGUUCCGGAUCCUCCUCGUCGCUCAACGGCAGCACUCCGCGGAAGUCGGGCGCUCCCCCAGGAGGAGGAGGAGGAGGUGGAUCGUCCGCCGCCCCGUUUGCACGCGUUAGCAGCAUCGAGUUCAUCAAUGCCCAGGAUAUGGCACUCAAUCUGGUCGCCCACGAAGACGGAGUGGUGCGGGUCUGGCAAUCCUCGCCGCCGGCCAGCUCGGCCACCACCGAGGACUCUCCAAGCAAGGCCCGCUUGGUGACCGCCUGGACAGCCCUGGGCCAGGUCAAUCAGCACAGCUACCGCCAGCGCAGCGUGGCCUCCGGAGGAAGCAUUGGCAAGGGCGCGGACUCGUCUGGCCUCUCGAUGGGUGGCUCUGGCACAGGGAGCAUCGUGACCGCCUGGCAGCAGUGCAGCCAACAUUUGGUGAUAGGCGGCGGCGGCUGUCGAUUUAUACGCAUCUGGGACUUGGAGAGGGAGCUAAAGCUGGCGGAUAUUCCACUGGGCCGCAGUGAAACCUGCGCCCGGGUACUGGCACCCUACCUGCCCAACAUGCGGUCCGAUGUGAUCCUCGCCGGCUGUGACGACGGCAGUGUACAGCUGUUCGACAAGCGGUGCUCACCGCAGGACGCCCGGAUCUCCGUGUACCGGCGCCACAGUGCACCCAUCCUGCACGCCAGCUUGCGGGCCAGCGAAACGAUGCUGGUCUCCGGCUGCACCGAGGGCCGCAUCAGCGUGGCGGACUUGAGGGCGAGCCAGUUCCCCAGCAGCGUCAGCGAUGUGGUGCACGAGUGGGACGCAGGUGCCGACGUGACGGCCAUAGCCAGUCACCAGAUAGCCGACACGGUGGCCUGCGGCAAUGCCUCCAAAAUCGCGAUCUACUCCCUGGACGGGCGGGUGCAGAAGGUGCUGCGGACGAACGAGGGCUUCAUAGGGCCCAAGAUCGGCCAUCCCACCUGGCUGUCGUUCCACCCGUACAAGGUGCAGCUGGCGGUGGGCUUCGUGGACAAUAUGGUGGCCAUCUACAGCCCCACCCCAGUUCUAUAAGGGCUGUGGGAAGUGGAAAACUGACGUCGAUAAGAAUCCCGAAACCUUGGUCAACGCACGCAGGUUCCUUGCGGAGCCGCAGAUGCAGUCAGCAGUGGAGCAGAUACGGAGCAGCACCCGGCUGC